UUAUAAAAUUACUGAAAUAACUGUUUAUAGUUAACUGAAAAAUACGUUAAUUCCUAACCUGUGUGAUUUGUUUAACUGCAUACCCAGCAGGAUAUCAUGUUUAAUUGAUAAAAUAAUAAAAAUACCUAAAAAAUCUAUACCUAUACAUAGAUAUUGAGAUAGUAUAUAUACCUCAGUAAGUUAGUAUAUAUAUAUAUAUAGAUAUUUUUGGUUGCUGAUUUGGACGCAUUUGUGAAAAUUGCUAAUAUGGCAGAAAAUUGUCAACUCUGAUAUUAUAUUGUUUAAGUUUAUGUGAUUUAUUAUUUCUCAUAAUAGUUAACAGUAUUAUAAUUGUUAAGUGGUGAAUUAUAAUGAUUAAAUAACAAACAAUAUAUAUGUGAUUGUGAAAACGUAAAAAAGUGUUUAUUAUUUAGUUGCGCGGUGAACAGUACCCGCGUAAAAUUUAUUCUUGUGUCGACACGUUUAUUUCUUUGCUAUUAUAUAUACAUAUACAUAUAUAUAUUUAAUGUGUAUACAUAGAUCUACGUACACACAUAAAGUCUAAAUACAUCUGCGUUGUUGAAAUCAACACAGAAAAAAACUUAACACAGUGAUUUUAAAUUUAAUAAAUUAUAUUGCAACAUAACUUAUAUCAGAUGGUUUAUUUAUGAUGAGUAUGGUACUAUUUUCGACACUCUAGAUUGAUAACUGGAACUAAAUAAAUAGUGUGAUUGUCAGCGGUCCGAAGCGGGACGUCAGAUUAUUAUUUUUUCUUAAAUUAAAAAAAGCCCCGAGCGUUAAUUGGACAUCAACGUGGCAUUUUAAAUAUUUUCAUCUUAUUAAUUGUCUACAACCAGCUUUGUUUUUUCAAUCCCAAACUCACUUAAAGGUAUUUAUAAGUGGAGAUAACAGGCUAUGGCCAACCUGAACUUUGAGCAGCCACCAAGGAGUAUAGCGACAGCGAGUCUUUCUUCACGAGGAGCUGGCGGAGGGGGCUUAAGCUCUUCCACCCUCGUGGGUCAUGUCACACCUACCUCGGGCAUGUUCUCAGGGUCUGCGAGUACCUCGAGUACGGCGAACUCGGCGAUUGUCGGGGCCAGCAUUUAUCCAGGCGCCUCAGGCGCAGCGUCUCAGUCUGUUGGGCAUCAACCUCAACAGCAACAGCUCUCUCCUAUGGGCACCAGGGGACUGUUUGGCCAGAGAGCUUUUACGGACAGACGAACUAUGCCUUCUCUUGGAAACUCUAAUCCAAUGGGUAGUAUGGGAAGUUUUGGAAUACCUCAGAGUCGGAGUUACGGAUCUCAAGGUGCGAUCAACAAUUUUCAUUCUGUGUUUGGGAGCGGAGGAGGCGGAGACACCAGCACCCCUCCACUGUUAGACCUCUCGGAGUUUCCCUCGUUGACGAAUCGAGGCCAGGGCGACUCCAUGCCUCAACCUAGCCCGAUGCCGGGCAAACAAGCUUAUGAUCCUUAUCUCGUUGCAGUUGGUAUGGUAAAACAGCCGACGUCUGAAGCGAGCGAAUUCACGAUGAGCUCUGAAGACUUUCCUGCGUUACCUGGCACGCAAAGCAGGGAAGGUCCAUCUCCUGGAGGAAGUGUAACGGGGGAUAAAAAUCUCUCGGUUGGUCUUGGUCCUGAAAUCGGUCAAGAUGUACUACAAAAUAAUAGAGCACCUGGUUCCGAAAAGUCACAAGCGUCGAAAAGAGGCAUCCAAACGUCACCUGAUGGAAAAGUAACGAAUAUACCAGCAAGUAUGGUGAAAGAUCAAUUUGGAAUGGUAGGAUUGUUAACGUUUAUCAGAGCAGCAGAAACGGAUCCUAAUUUGGUAUCACUGGCACUCGGUCAAGACUUAACAGCCCUAGGACUAAAUCUAAAUUCUCCUGAAAACCUUUACCAAAAUUUCGGUGGACCCUGGGCAGAGACGUCAUGUCGACCGCAGGAUAUUGACUUUCAUGUGCCGCCAGAGUAUCUCAUAAAUGCAGCUAUAAGAGAUAAGUUGGCACCUGUAAAACUGAACCGGUACAAGGAUGAUCUCUUGUUUUAUAUGUUUUAUACGAAUGUUGGUGAUGUGUUACAAUUAGCCGCAGCGGCUGAAUUGUAUAGCAGAGAAUGGCGGUAUCAUAUGGAGGAGAAGGUUUGGAUUACGCAAGCACCAGGUCUUGGAUUGGUUGAAAAAACUUCGACGUAUGAACGUGGUACUUAUUAUUAUUUUGAUGCGCAAAACUGGAGAAAAGUAGCCAAGGAAUUCCAUCUUGACUAUACGAAGCUGGAGAGUAGACCUCAUCUUCCUACGACCUUUCAUCAAACCCAGCCUUGACUGCAGAUUUCUCUGUGGAUACUUGAGCUGAAUAUGAGCUGGGCGAAUCCAGCAAUUGUAUAAAUGAACAAAUUUAAUAAUCUUUAAUAAAAACAUUAAAUUCGAAGAGUAAUAAAUAAAAAAAAAAGACAUUU
Cotesia glomerata is the source of this 2429-nucleotide messenger RNA. RefSeq names its product CCR4-NOT transcription complex subunit 2. Gene Ontology annotation, biological process: nuclear-transcribed mRNA poly(A) tail shortening; regulation of DNA-templated transcription; regulation of stem cell population maintenance. The coding region runs from base 895 to 2295 and encodes 466 amino acids. Gene Ontology annotation, cellular component: P-body; CCR4-NOT core complex. Lineage: Eukaryota; Metazoa; Arthropoda; Insecta; Hymenoptera; Braconidae. The record is from RefSeq and is a predicted model, not a curated record. The transcript is spliced from 9 exons.